AUGGAUUCGGAAGCUCUAGUUGAAGAGCUUAAGAAAUUAUCAUUGAAAAAAGACACAUCUGGAAUUGAAAGUGCUCUUACUAAAUUACAAGGCAUAGAAAAUCUUCAGAAUAUUGAAGUUAAGGAAACAUUACUUGAAUUACUCAUCAAUAGCAACACGCCCAACAUAAACCUUCUUGUAUCGAAAACUAUUGCUGAAGUAACGAAAUCACCAGAACAACGAAUGAAAUUUUCAAGUAAUGAUGUUCUGGAAAAGCUCAAUGAUCUUCUUAGCAUAGCAGUUGAGAAAAGGAAACAAGAUGGCUUAGAAUUAAUCAUUCAAUUAUGUCGUGCACUCGGCAAUAUUUUUUACUCAAAUGACGACGCAAGAAACGUUAUAUUUCAUAUUGAUGGUGGAAAAGUGUUGAUAGAACUUUUCAAUAUUUCAUCAAUUCUAAUUGAAAAUUCUGAUGAUCGUGAAACAUUUGUUAAAGUUCGCAGCGGUGUCAUGUCGAAUUAUCUCCUUGGCAAUGAAGAAUUAAGUCAAAAAGCAAUCGAGUUGGAAAUUAUUGAAAAAGUUAAAAGUAGAAUUGAGGAAACAACAGAAGGUGUGGAACAUCUUUUACCUCUUUUAAGUAUUCUUACCGAACAAGUAUCAGAUUUAAUAUUUAAGCCUGAAAUUCUCAUCUUAAUCUCAAAAACUCUUAAAACCUCAACAAAUUCCGAUAUUGUUGAAGCAUGUCUUGAAUUGUUGUUGUGUCAAGCAGAAAGUGAUGAAGUUAAAUUAUUACUAGCACGGGAAGGAUUGUGUGAACAUAUUUUUAAAUCACUUGAAAGUUACAAAACCUACCAUGGCAAUGUUGACACUAAAGAGCUGGUGAAGCUUUCUUGUGAUCUGAUUGUAUUGAUAUUAACGGGAGAUGAAGCAAUGCAUUUUUUGGACAAAACACCUUUACUGUCUUAUAUGAAAACUUGGCUUGAGUCUGAUGAUAUUUAUUUGAUGACAACAAGUGUUCUUGCAUUGGGAAAUUUUGCUCGAACUGAUGAACAUUGCUUGCGAAUGGUCGAACACGAUAUGCAUUUUAAAAUGAUUGAAAUAUUAAAGAAAAACACUUCACCGGAAUCAGAUGUCCGACUUCAACAUGCUUUGCUCAGCGCUAUCAGAAAUCUAGUCAUUCCAAAACCGAACAAGAUUGCUGUGAUUUCUGCUGGAUUAGUUGAAACUGUUCUUCCAAUGCUUGAUAUUCAUCAGCCGCCAGUUGUGUUUAAGAUUCUUGGAACACUUCGAAUGCUUGUUGAUGGUCAAGAUUCUCUGGCGUUGAGAUUUCUUCAAGAUGAGAAAAUUGUUGAACGUCUCGUCGAUUGGGCCACAAAAACACCAGACAUGGUUGGAGUUAACAGUGAAGCGUCACGAUUAAUGGCAUGGAUGGUUAAAAAUAGUUACAGAACACGUGAACUAUCAUCUGAUAAAAAGAUUUCCGUUGAUCCACUUAAGACUUUUAUCAACAUAAACAAUACUGUCGAUGUUCUCGUGAAAAUGUUACUUUCAGCGCAUCUCGUAAUGCAAAAUGAAGCUCUCAUUGCUUUAACAAUCAUUGCUGCAUUUCUCAAUGAUGACACGAAGCUUCAUGAAAAUCUUUUGAAAUCCAACAUUGGACAAACUCUGGUUGACUUCAUUCAAAGAAUGUCGGACAUGGAAAGAACAACAAACGAAAUUGUUGAAAAUCUCAACACACUUGUGAAGUCCUUGCAACGUUCUGAAACAUUGAAAAAACAUUUAAGUGAAUUCAAAAUUGAUGAGAAACUUCAAAUUGCUCCUCGACUUAAGGAACUUGCAACACUUUAAAUUUGUCUUAAUAGUUUAUUUUAUUGUGUGUGUGUGACAAUGUUUAUUAUAAUUAAUAAGUAAUGAAAUAAGCAAAACAUAGUUUGCAAUCAAUUUAAUAAUAAAAGUUUUAAACAAAA
This is a messenger RNA of Clunio marinus, 1943 nucleotides long. The record is from the annotation of a GenBank genome assembly. NCBI's taxonomy places the organism in Eukaryota, Metazoa, Arthropoda, Insecta, Diptera, Chironomidae.